Messenger RNA from Stegostoma tigrinum, 3702 nucleotides. It is a transcript of the gene cnot4b, whose product is annotated as CCR4-NOT transcription complex, subunit 4b. Lineage: Eukaryota; Metazoa; Chordata; Chondrichthyes; Orectolobiformes; Stegostomatidae. The record is from RefSeq and is a predicted model, not a curated record. Gene Ontology annotation, biological process: protein ubiquitination. Gene Ontology annotation, cellular component: CCR4-NOT complex. The transcript is spliced from 14 exons. The coding region runs from base 440 to 2728 and encodes 762 amino acids. Gene Ontology annotation, molecular function: metal ion binding; RNA binding; ubiquitin-protein transferase activity.
UGCGCAGACUCCGUCUCGCGUUUCCUAAGGGAGAGGAGAAAAAAAGAUGGUGGCUGGUGUGUAAAUUGGAGCAGUGCCGGAGAUAUAUAAUUAUAUAUCAAAUUAUCCGCAAUACAGAAGUGGAGGAAGCCAUUCCGAGCAAGAAGACAGACAGAGGAAGGGGUGGGGACGAAACAAGGAAAAUCAAGCCCCUUUCCCAGAAAGCUAAGGCCAGCAGAGAAGCAGACAGAUCCAGGGAAAGGACAAGAGCGUUGGGAGCUCCUGCUGAGUUUGAACUGUACACCUAUAACACUGGGAGGGAAUUCUAGGAUUUUGACCUGAUAAAACCGAAGAAACAACAUUGUUUCCAAGAGAGGAUGAGUGGUUUGAAAGAGCAGAAACACAUUCAGAUCUGUGCAGUUUCCUUGGUAAGAAGUUGAACAUUGAAUCAAAAUUGAAGAUGUCUCGGAGCCCUGAUACAAAGGAGGAUCCUGUUGAAUGCCCUCUCUGUAUGGAGCCCCUUGAGAUAGACGAUAUCAACUUCUUUCCAUGCACCUGUGGCUACCAGAUCUGUCGUUUCUGUUGGCACCGUAUACGCACAGAUGAGAACGGUCUCUGUCCAGCCUGUAGAAAACCUUACCCAGAAGAUCCUGCAGUCUACAAACCACUUUCUCAAGAAGAGCUACAGAGAAUAAAAAAUGAGAAAAAACAAAAGCAGAAUGAGAGGAAACAGAAAAUCUCAGAGAACCGCAAGCAUUUGGCUAGUGUACGUGUUGUACAGAAGAACCUAGUCUUUGUGGUAGGUCUAUCACAGCGACUAGCAGAUCCAGAGGUUUUAAAACGGCCAGAAUAUUUCGGGAAGUUUGGUAAAAUACAUAAAGUUGUCAUCAACAACAGCACAUCAUAUGCAGGUUCACAGGGUCCCAGUGCUAGUGCUUAUGUAACCUACAUACGGUCUGAAGACGCACUAAGAGCGAUACAGUGUGUAAAUAAUGUUGUAGUGGAUGGCAGGACACUUAAGGCAUCUUUAGGUACAACGAAGUAUUGCAGUUAUUUCCUAAAGAACAUGCAGUGUCCUAAACCGGAUUGUAUGUAUUUGCAUGAGCUAGGGGAUGAAGCAGCCAGUUUCACAAAAGAAGAAAUGCAGGCAGGCAAACAUCAAGAGUAUGAACAGAAGUUGCUUCAGGAACUUUAUAAAUUGAACCCCAACUUUUUGCACCAGUCAUCCAGCACAGUCGACAAAAAUAAGAAUAAAUUGGCUACACAGCAGAGGUAUGAUGUACCCAACUGUAGUAAUAACGAUGCCUGGCCGUCAUUACUGAGCACAGCUAAAGCAGCCAAUGGUCUAACACUCGAACACAGGAAAACGCCUCCUAUAAUUGAUAUUGGUUCAGAACUCGAACACAUGACCCCAGAUGGUCCUGGCUCAGAACUCAGACCCGUGGAUAAACCACCAGAAGCACUCAGUCUAGGAAAUGGAGACAAUUUACAACAGAUCCCAACCAGUGAAACACCGUCACCACCCCCAGGCUUAACAAAACCCAACCCAGUCGUCCCCAUUAGUUCAUCGAAUCAUAAUGCAAGGUCCCCUUUCGAGGGGGCUGCAGCAGAAUCCCAGUCACUCUUUUCAGACAACAGUAACUUCAGACAUCCCAAUCCCCUCCCAAACAGCCUGCUUUAUCCCACUUCAUCACCAUCAACACACGACUGGCCAACAGCACCAGAGCCACAGAGUCUCUUCACAUCAGAAACAAUCCCAGUAUCCUCAUCAACAGAUUGGCAAGCGGCUUUUGGGUUUGGCUCCUCCAAACAGCAAGAGGAUGACCUGGGUUUUGAUCCAUUCGACAUCACCAGGAAAGCCUUAGCAGACCUGAUAGAGAAAGAACUCUCAGUCCAGGACCAGCCUUCCAACACAAGCCUCACUUCCCUCACCUCACUACAGACCCCUCCGCAAACUGCAAACAAAGGCAUUGGUGGCUUCUUGACCCCCUCUGCUGCCACAACUGCCAACUCCAUAGGCAACUCUUUCCCCAACUCCAUAUUACCGCGGAGGUUCCCAGCUUUUCAGCACAGAGCCGUCUACAAUUCGUUCAGUUUUCCGGGUCAGGCACGGUACCCAUGGAUGGCCUAUCCUCACAAUAGCAUGAUGCACUUGAACCACACAGCAACACCCACCUCGAACAGUAAUUUCUUGGACUUAAAUAUACCACCUCACAGCACAGGACUUGGUGGAAUUCCUAUAUCAGACAGCAGCAGUAAUGUGGCAAGUUUAAAUGUGAAAGAGUGGCAGGAUGGUCUACGGGCACUGUUACCAAAUAUUAACAUCAAUUUUGGGGGACUACCAAAUGCUGCUUCCUGCUCUUCAGUGAACCAUGCAGCACCAACCUCAUCCAACAGCACCAGCCUGAACUGGGAGAGUGGGAGUGGCUGGAUGGACCCAGCAAUUAUAACAGGUGUCCCAGCAUCUACGGGGAACAGUUUAGAUACUCUGCAGGACGAAAACCCUCCACAUUGGCUGAAGUCGCUUCAGACACUGACAGAAAUGGACGGCCCCACAGCAGCACAGACAGGGCACAGUAACCCCUUCAACACACAGAUCCCCUUACACAGAGCUGGCUGGACCCCUUACCCUCCACCCUCCAACCCAGGCAACUUCCACUCUCCACCUCCAGGCUUCCAGAGCACCUUCAGACCCCCCAACAAAACCCCCACAGAUCUUCUACAGAGCUCUACAUUGGAUCGUCACUAAGGAAAACUGAAUUACUCCCUUCUUCUCUCUCCUUCUGUCUUUCUCUUUUUCUUUUUCCUCUCUCCCUCAGUCCAAACAGUCUCAGUUCCUGAUCAGUGCCCGAUGCAAUGCAAUCGCAGCAUUAUGUUAGAAUUACCGGGAGAUUUUUCUGCUCACCAGUCUUUUGACAGCAUUCUGUCGUCGUCCUCCUCCUCCUCCCUCCCCCCCCCCCCCCCCCCCCCCCCCCCAUCCCCCGCCUUGGGUGGGCUGUUGUGCCUCCUGCUGACCAGUGUCUGAUCUACAAGAGCUGCCUAAAAUAAUAGAAUAAUACAGCAUCAAACAAAGCCAUUUGGCCUAUUGUGCCUGUACCUUUUGCAAUAUAAAAUUAUGCCUCACAUUGCAGUCAAAUUCACAAAAAAGUUGUGUGUGAAAAUUGCACACUAACAUACAUACAGGAGAGCUGGUAUCAAAGUUCAUCCUUCAUGUAUAAUUAAGAGUUUGACUUUGUGGUCAGCAGGAGUAUGGCAUGCUGGGUAAGCAUUUUGAUUCGUGGUAAUAAAUGGGCAUGUAGCUGAGGAGUGGAUGAGUUGACUAAAACGAUUUGAUUUUUUAAUUUUGACUUUAGCUUAAAUAAUACAAGAGAUAUGUUUUAAAAAGCAUUCACAAAUUUAAUACCUAGACAACAAUAAAAGAACUGCUGAACACAGAGUGGUAUAUACUCAUUUCUUUAUCUGUCUUUCUCUGUGUCUGUCUGUCUCUCUUGGCAUUUAAAAUUCACUGGAAUGGGAGCUCUGGGAUAGCACUGCAUUGGGGGUCACUUGAUUCAUCAGGAGCACAAUUUCUUGAAACUCUGCCUGCCGCUUCAAGUAACCUGUAGGUUCUGGACAUCGUGCAGUAUUUGAAGAGAGUGUGGUUAACCUCGACGCUAAAACUAAAAAAAAUUGUACCUCUUCAGAUUCGAAACUAAAUCUUAAAUAAUAAAAAGAAAAUACUUG